This is a messenger RNA of Sitophilus oryzae (rice weevil), 3123 nucleotides long. RefSeq names its product myosin-10-like. The record is from RefSeq and is a predicted model, not a curated record. NCBI's taxonomy places the organism in Eukaryota, Metazoa, Arthropoda, Insecta, Coleoptera, Curculionidae. Bases 154 to 3063 code for a protein of 969 amino acids. The transcript is spliced from 14 exons.
AUCAAAUCAUCACCUGUCACAGUGAUUAACGUGUUGAUUAAAUCAUUUGUUUGUGUCAUAUUUUUGUUCCCCAUUUUUUCAUUUGAUCUAAAAUUUACGUGUGAGUAUUCAUACGAAUGAUGAUGUAAAACCUUUCUCGGAGUUGGAACAGCCAUGACUUCAACAAGACGCGCUAUAUCUUCAGAUUUUGAAACUACACCUCCCGACGAAGAAUUUUGUUCUACCAGUGCCCUUGACAUGGAUGGAACUCAACUAGAAAAACUGGACACGGAUUAUCAGAAUACCAACGAAACGGUAAAGAGCACUCCGAGAUCGGGCCGCAGCAAUGCUUCUUCUAGUGAAGUAUUCACUACCUCUACACCCCGCUCUGUUCGACGUCAACAAUCGUCCAGAACGCCACUGUUAAAAUCGUCGAUCACCAGACCAUCUCCUGUGUGCAGCAGUAUUCCAUUGCCUGUCAAAAAUUCAGGACCUAUCAAAAUACCAGUUCUGUUAAAAAAUGCCAGAUCAACUAGCAAGACCAGUUCCAUGUCGAUCAACCGCACUAAUACCGUAGCUAAUAAACACACUCUGGAAAUUCAGUUCAUCAACAAAAACAAACGAUACGUUCAAAUGAAGAAAGAGCUAGUGGAAAAACAGAAACCCGUGGUUGAUUUAUAUCAGAAUUUGAUUCAAAUCAAAAAGAGAUUGGAAGAAUUGGGAAAAAAUGUCAAAUUGGACGACUUAAGACUGGUGCCAUUGGAUGAAUUUAACAAACCAUCUGCACGUGGAGGUGGAGAACAAGUUUCCGUGGAAGUUGUGGGUGGCAUGAAGAAGUCCAUCGAGGAAAUUCCAAAAACUCUCAUGGAUAUUUGCAGGAAUUUGCUGAGUCGUCGGGCACUUAUAGUGGAACUGUUGGAAAGCGUUACUAGAUCAGAAAUCGAUGUAGGCGAAGUGUCCGACAAGAUAGAAUCACUCAAGAAUGAAGGUCAGCAGCUGCAGCAUUCACUGGACGGUAUUAUCGCAGAACAUCAGGAUAAGAUCGACCAACUGGUAACCAACUGGCAGAAAUUGUUGAGCGAACAGAAAUCGUCGGGUGAGGAUAGUCGCGUUGCCGAAUUGGAGGAUCAGUUGAAGGAGCAGCAAAGGCUGGCCAAUGAAUCGACGCUUGUUAUUCACGAUCUUCAGAGGAAGAUGGAGGACAAACGAGGCGCCUACGAAAAAUCGGUGGCGGAACUGAAUGGAGUUAUUAGUACAUUGAAGGACCAAAUAAAAAAACUAGAGCAAGAUUUAGAAAAUGAAAGAAAAUCUAGUGUGGACUUUAAAAGUAGGAGCAACGCCAACGCGCAAAAUUUGAAGAACAUGAGAGCGAAAAUCGCCGAGCUGGAAGGUGACAAAAAGGCGUCUGAAACUACUAACACUGAGUUGCAGAGAAAAAUCAGACAUCUCCAAGACCAGAUGAAACAGAAAGAAAGCCAGUGGAUCAAGGAAAAGGAAGAUCUGACCAAGAACAUCAAACACCAGGAGAAUCUGUUGCAGAAACUCACCGCGGACAAAAAUCAGUUCGAAACUAGGUUGGGCGCGAUCGAGGACCAGAAGGUUAGCACCGAGGAGGAAUUGAGAAAUGCCAUCGAGCACAUGGACACUGAGCUGGUCCAGACCAAGACUGAGCUGGCCGAGGUGACGGUUCAGAGGAACGAGGCCCUGGAGAAAUGCUCCGAGUUUGAGGGUUACAUCGCCCGAAUGGGCAUAGAGUGCAAGGAGACCAUGAAUAAAGUCAGCUGCAGUAUAAAUUGGGGAAAAGGUAAAGAAAAUAAUGAUAGUGUGGCGGAAGACUACAUCCAAGACAUUGCAAAAGAUUUACGAAUUCGCGAGUUGGAAGACAAAAUAGGAAGUUUGGAACGAGAAAGGAUAUUGCAUUUUGAAGAAAAGCGACAAUUUGAGGAAGAUUUAAGCCACGAACCUACAGAAACGGAAAGGCAAUUGGGGAAGCAACAAGAGUACAUCGCCAGGUACCAACUGUUGUUAGAGGAAAGCGAAAACAAACUGCGAGAAAAAUUUGACGUUUUAAGGUCGACGGAAGUGGCCAACCUCAGAUCCGAGAUCCGGCAGCUCAAGGUGAGGCAGGAGGCUUUGGAAGAACAAAAUUUCAAUUGUCCUACGGAAGAGUUGCAGAAGAUGGUGGAGGAAGGCCGAUACAAACUUAACGAGUUGAUGAAAAAGUCUAUAGAAAGUGAACAAAAACUUGAGCACUAUUCUAGCGUGAUCGAAAAGCAAACUCAACAAAUGAGCGAAAUGGAAAAUCUACUGCGUUACAGAGAAAAUAUGGCCGGUGUUUUGAAAGCUUCCAGAGAUGAACUGGUGCUGGAAAAAGAAAGUUUGACGCGAUAUUCACAGGAAAUGAGGACAGUCUUGGCGGAGGUUACAAAAGAAGGUAAAAUCAAGGAUCGACUGAUAAAAGAACUGCAAGAAAAAAUUGAUCUACGCGAGCGCCAGAUCAACAAGCUGGAGAAAGAGGUACGCGAAUUGGAGGCCAAUUUGAUGAUGACCAACGAGAAACGGUUCAAACUUCAAGAAACCAUCGGAGCGAUGGAGAAAGAACUGCAGAGCACGAAAGCUCACGUCAAUCAGCUGGCCGACAUCAACACUCGGUACGAAACUCAAUUUCGGUACUUAAACAACGUCAACGCUCCCCAGCGUUAUAGUCCUCGCACUUCCGUCAUGUGUCUUCACAUGAAGCGUUGCCAAAGCUUCAGUACCAACACUGAAGCUCUUCCUUUAGACCUACCUCACCCUAGACCCUCGGUAACUCGACACAAUCAAUAUAAUUCUCGAUCUCUGAUCGGUCUCUCUUUGCAAACUGUCGAUUUCCUGAAAAACCGGUUGAACUAUUUGAAUGCGAUGAACGCGGUACCGGAAGUUCCAUUAAAGGAAGGACCGGAACAGCGAGGUCAUGGUCUGGAUAAAGUGCUGGAAUUGACGGCUAAGAGGUACCAGUACUUGCAGCAUCAAGCCAACGAGUCGUACGCGGAUUUGACGAGUUUGGUGAAGUUUGCCGUUACUCGUGAUGCUGGUGACGAGUAGUGGCUCCAUUUGUCUAUAUUUGUGAUCAUUUUGUUGAUUAUGUCUAGGAAAAUAAAUGUG